This is a messenger RNA of Spodoptera frugiperda (fall armyworm), 2276 nucleotides long. Its product is annotated as cholinesterase 1. The transcript is spliced from 4 exons. The coding region runs from base 46 to 1710 and encodes 554 amino acids. The record is from RefSeq and is a predicted model, not a curated record. Lineage: Eukaryota; Metazoa; Arthropoda; Insecta; Lepidoptera; Noctuidae.
GUGCCGGCACAUUGAUCAGUAAUAAUUCAGUCGGCAGACGGCGCCAUGCAGUGGCAGACGUGUGUGUUACUGUUGUGUGCGACGGCCAUAUUGGCGGACGACGAAUGGCGGGAAGUGAAAACUGCACAGGGGGUUGUGCGCGGGCGCAAGCACCCGACCGAGGAUAUAUACACCUUCUAUAAUAUACCAUACGCUACAGCUCCUGUUGGCGUUGACAAAUUCAAGGCACCCAUUCACCCACCAGUAUGGUUGCAACCAUAUGACGCCAUUGACAAACAUGUGGUUUGUCCUCAACCUAUAUUCCCAAUGUCUGAUCUUCAACCAUGUAACUUAGUGCAACAAGAAAAUUGUCUGAGUGCUAAUGUUUUUGUACCAAACACAAACAAGAAGAAUCUUUCCGUGGUAGUGUAUGUUCAUGGAGGAGCUUUUAUUAUGGGAUGGGGAGAAAUGUUUAAAGCCACACAGUUGAUGAAUAACAAAGAUAUUAUUGUCGUUACGUUCAACUAUCGACUGGGAGUCCACGGCUUCCUCUGUCUCGGCACUGAAGACGCACCAGGCAAUGCUGGAAUGAAAGACCAAGUAGCAUUGUUGCGCUGGGUGCAGAAGAACAUCGCUAGCUUUGGUGGUAAUCCAGAUGACGUCAAUAUCAUAGGAUACAGUGCGGGAUCAGCAUCAGUAGACCUGCUAAUGCUCUCCAAGGCAGCCGAAGGAUUGUUCCAUAGAGUUGUACCAGAAAGUGGUGGAAACCUUGCUGCAUUUUCAAUCCAAAGAGAUCCUGUAGAGAUUGCCAAAACAUUCGCAAGACAACUGAACUUUACUAACGUAGAUGAUAUUUAUGCUCUUGGAGAGUUCUACAAGACAGCUUCUUUAGAAUUGUUGACUUCAGAUCCAUUUUUUGAUAAGACUGAUUCUACUUUCAUGUUCUCUCCAUGUGUGGAGCGCAAAAUGGGACAAGAGACAUUCCUGACGGAAUCUCCACUAACCAUAUUGAAGAACGGCAAGUACAAGAAGCUACCAGUAUUGUAUGGUUUCGCUGAGAUGGAAGGACUGCUACGUAUUGAUUUCUUCCCAUUAUGGAAGCAAAAGAUGAAUGAGAAAUUUUCUGAUUUCCUGCCUGCUGACCUUAAAUUUGAAUCUGAAGAAGAAAGGGAAGAAGUAGCCAAUAAAGUUAAGAGAUUUUACUUUGGUGAUGAGCCUGUCAGUGAAGACAAUAUUUUGGAAUACGUGAAUUUCUUUUCGGAUGUAAUUUUUACAUACCCAAUGCUUUGGGCAACCAAAUUGCACGUAGAGGCAGGCAACAAUGAAAUAUAUUUGUAUGAAUACUCAUUUGUUGACGAAGAUGUUCCUGAAGUGCCACAUACUAAAAUAAGAGGUGCUAACCACUGCGCUCAGUCGAUGGCCAUAAUGGAUGGUAAAAAUAUGACACAUAGAGAUGAAUCUUUGGCGACUCCUGAGUUUCAGAAAAUGAAGAAGACGAUGCGAGAAAUUUGGUACAACUUUAUUAAAACUGGAAAACCUGUGCCUGAAGGGUCGUCGCUGCCUGCGUGGCCCGCUGCCGGCGCUGACAGGUCUCCGCACAUGUCGCUGGGGCAGAAGAUAGAGCUGCGCGGAGUACUGCUGGAAGAACGCACACGCUUCUGGGAUGACAUCUACCAGAGAUACUACAGGGAGCCUGUACCUCCAUCACCAGCGUCGCAUUUUGAGUUAUAAUAGAAUUUUAAAGUGUUUUAAAUAGCAUGUCAAUAAUAUUACCUGCUUCUUGGUUAAUGAUUAGAUACUGUGGUUGUCUAGUAUUUAUUUUUUAAUUUUAAAUAGACGUUGCCCCACACUAGGAUUUUCUCCUGUGUCGUAGGUGUGUUUACAAACAUACAAGUUCACAUACACAUGACAACCAGACUCGAAACAACAAUUUGUGGAUAACACAAAGAGUUGCUCCGUGCGGGAAUGGAACCUGCUACAAAUAGCACGGCAGCCAACCGUGCAGUCAAUAUGGAAGAUAUUGUUCCUUUAUUUUGUUUGUUAGUUGACCGAUACCCAAAUAACUAAGUAUAAUGGAGUGUCAGUCGAUUAAUGAGUGGCUGAAGAUCGUAAUUAUGGAAAUUGAUAGGGCUAUGAAAAUAAAUAAUGUAUGAACAUGAUAUUUAUUUGCUCCAUUAGUUAGAUCGAGGACAUGUAUGUUUGUAAAAUUAAUGGAUUAUAAUUUGAACAAAGUACCUUGUUAGUUUUUAUGUAUUAAACGAAUGUCGAUGGGGCUUUAUUAAAACUAUUUUAUUACA